AUGUCAAGACACUACCUCAACUUUCCCAGUCUCCCAGACAAUGCGGAGAAGGACGGAAAACUUCGAUUGAACCGACAUUCCAGCUACAUCACCAAUGACCAUGACUUUCCCGCUGCCAAGACCAUGUUGUACGCUGCCGGAGUGCCGGACGAGCAUACCAUGCAAAACAGCCCGCAGGUUGGAAUUGCUUCGGUGUGGUGGGAGGGGAAUCCGUGCAACAUGCAUUUGCUCGAGAUCGGAAAGGUGGCCAAAGAAGCCGUUAUGAAGGAGGGCUUUCUCGCCUGGCAGUACAAUACAAUUGGUGUAUCAGAUGGUAUCACCAUGGGCCACAACGGAAUGCGAUUCUCGCUACAGUCCCGCGAAAUUAUCGCCGACAGCAUCGAAACAGUCACCUGCGCCCAAAGCCAUGACGCUUGCAUCGCGAUCCCAGGUUGCGACAAGAACAUGCCUGGCUGUGUCAUGGGAAUCGCGAGGCACAAUCGCCCCUCUGUGAUAAUAUACGGUGGUACUCAGCGGGGAGGCUUCAGUAAGCUUCUGCAACGGCCGAUCGACAUUAACACUUCAUCCGAAGUCCGAGGCGCAUACAUUCUGGGCAGGAUGAACGAGUGGGCCAAGAGAUCCGACUACACGCCCGAGGAGCUCAUGUGCGAUGUCGAGAAGAACGCGGUGCCAGGACCGGGGGCCUGCGGUGGAAUGUACACUGCCAACAGUCUUGCAGUUGUCAUCGAAGUUCUUGGUCUUUCUGUCCCAGGGUCCUCCUCCUCACCGGCCAAAUCUCCGACCAAGAUGAGGGAAUGCAGCUCUAUGGGCAAGGUUAUCCGAAACUGCCUUGAGAAGAACAUCAGACCCAGCGACCUCUUGACCAGGAAGGCUUUUGAGAAUGCUCUCACCAUUAUGAUGUGUCUUGGAGGAUCCACCAAUUCAGUCCUCCAUACUAUUGCCAUGGCCAAGACGGCCAAUGUCGACCUCACGCUAGACGACUUUCAGCGGGCUUCCAACAAAACACCCUACAUCGCCAACAUGCAGCCCAGUGGACGAUACAACAUGGAGGAUCUAUACAACAUCGGAGGGAUCCCGUCAGUUGUCAAGCUGUUGAUCGCAGGAGGGCUUCUUCACGGCGACACGUUGACUGUAACAGGUCAGACGUUGGCAGAGAAUGUGGAAUCCUGGCCCUCCCUUCCUCAAGGGCAGGAGAUUAUACGAUCUCUUGAUGCUCCUAUCAAACCCACAGGCCACAUAGAGAUCUUACGGGGGAACAUUGCCCCUGGAGGAGCUGUGGCCAAGAUCACAGGGAAACAAGGCCUUCAGUUUACUGGCAAGGCGCGAGUAUUCGACGGUGAGCAGGCCUUGUGCACCGCACUUGACAAAGGGCAGGUGCCUCGUGAUGAGAACAUUGUCUUGGUCGUGCGGUAUGAAGGUCCCAAAGGCGGCCCCGGUAUGCCAGAGCAGCUAAGGGCGUCAGGGUCAUUGAUUGGCGGCAACUUUAAGAACGUUGCCCUCAUCACAGACGGGAGAUACUCCGGUGCUAGCCAUGGAUUUAUCGUAGGACAUAUCGUCCCGGAAGCAGCUGAGAGAGGACCUAUCGCCAUUGUCGAGGAUGACGAUGUAAUCUGCAUCGACGCAGUAUCUCAUCGAAUUGACAUGCCACACGUUACAGACGAGGAGGUCAAGAGGCGUCUAGAUGGUCAUGAAUUCCUAACGGUAGAAGAAAAGAGGCUGAAGGAGGAUCGCGAUCGUACCAAAUACUGGAAGAAAUGGGGGCCCUACGUUUCUGAGAGACAAUGGGCUACAGCUAGAGAAGAUUACUCCACCGACGGCAAGCCCUGGACUUACUUCACUCAUGGAGAUGCUCGCAAGCGCGCCUAUCGAUGGGGGGAAGACGGCAUUGCUGGUGUUUGCGACUCACAUGGUUGGCUCAACAUCGCAUUCAGUUUUUGGAAUGGCAAAGACGAAAUCCUGAAAGAACGACUUUUCGGAAUAUCGAGCGAGGAGGGAAAUCAUGGCCAGUCUAUCAAAGAAGCCCAUUUCCACAUAGACAAUGUCCCUACUCAUUCUUACAUGAAGUACCUCUACAAGUAUCCUCAGAAUGACUUCCCCUACCGCAAGAUCCUUGAAAAUAGUCAGCGUCCAAAGGAUCAGGGGGAGUAUUCCUUGCUCGACACCGGCGUCUUCGAAAACGAUGCCUACUGGGACAUCUUCAUCGAGGUUGCUAAAGGCGACGACGACCCUGAGGACCUUCACUUCCGUGUCUGCGCUUGGAAUCGUGGCUACGAGCGUGCACCACUCCAUAUCAUUCCCCAAGCGUGGUUCCGCAACACAUGGGCCUGGGGUCAUGAGCUUGACACCCUGGAAGAGAAACCGUCCCUCAAACUGAUCGGGCAAGAUUCGGUCCAUGUUCGUCAUAGAUCACUUGGUGAACUUUUCUUGAAUCAUGCUCCAUCCCCUGGCACCGGGGAUAGUGGAGAUGAUGUAUUGCCAAAGAUUCUGUUCACCGAGAACGAGACCAACUUGAAUGCCCUUGGACUCGGCACCAACAAAACACCCUACGUGAAGGACGGCUUUCAUAAGCAUAUUGUCAACAAGGCUGCUGAUGCUAUCAACCCAAAUCAAACAGGAACCAAGUGUGCUUCUUGGUAUGCAUUUGAUGAGGAUGGAGGUGUCCCUCCCGGCGAGUGCGCCGUUGUUCGCUUCAAACUAAUGCGCGAGGCUCUGACAUAUCUGGAUGAGGAACUGUUUGACGACGUGAUAGAGCGUCGGAGGGAAGAAGCUGAUGAGUUUUAUUAUCGCCUCAGCCCGCUACCGAUGUCUGAUGAUCUGCGAAACAUCCAGCGUCAGGCCUUCGCCGGCCUUCUGUGGUCCAAACAAUACUAUCAUUUCAACUGGGAGCAAUGGGCGAAAGGGGAUCCAACAUCGCCUCCUUUCACGCGGAAGAACGUCCACAACAAGCAGGGCAAGCAGAUUCAUUGGGACCAUGUUUUAUCAGUGAGAGACUCAUGGGAAUAUCCCUUCACAAAUCCCUGGGACUCUGCGUUUGAUGGUGUUGUCAUGGCAAUGAUGGAUCCAGACUUUGCCAGAUACCAGCUGGAUCUACUGACCAGGGAGAAUUACAUGCAGCCCAGCGGACAAAUUCCUUCGAAUGACUGCAACUUUGACGAAGUCGACCCUCCCGUGCUCGCCUGGGCCGCGUUCCGUGUCUUCAAGAUAGAACGGAAGAUGUAUGGCCGCCAGGACUUGGAGUUCCUCGAGAACGUGUUCCAGAAACUUCUUCUAAACUUCACCUGGUGGGUUAAUAGGAAGGAUACCGAAGGGAAGAAUAUCUUUGAAGGCGGCUUCCUUGGCCUAGAUAACAUCGGGCCCUUUGAUCGAUCUGCGCCUUUACCGACGGGGGGAACUGCUGUUCUUCAGCAAGCGGAUAGCACCGCGUGGAUGGCCUUCUAUUGCCUGUCGAUGCUCAACAUCGCUCUGGAGCUUGCCAAGUACCGUCGAAACUAUGAGAGGCUUGCCGCCAAGUUCUUUGAGCACUUCAUCCUCAUCAGUGACGCCAUGGGCGACCUCUGGAACACCGAAGACGGCUUCUACUACGACGCGAUUUCCUGGGGUGGUGGCAGGACUCGCCAACUGCGUGUCAGGUCGCUUGUUGGCCUUAUCCCUCUCUUGGCUACGUUGACUCUAGAGCCAGAGAUGACGAACAAAGUGCCUUGGUUCAAGAAGAGACUAGAUUGGUUUAUCGAGAACCGCUCAGAUCUGGCCGAGAGAAACAUUGCUAGUAUAAGAAAACGUGGACAAGGCAAUAGACUACUGCUAGCCCUGGCCAGCAAAGACCGACUGGAGCGCAUCCUCAAGAGACUCUUGGACGAAGAAGAGUUCUUUUCGGAUCACGGCAUCCGCUCCCUUUCGCGGUAUCACAAGGACAACCCCUACUGCGUCACCUCGAAUGGGAAGAAGUUCGAGGUCGGCUACCUGCCAGGCCAGUCUGAUGGCAACACCAACUGGCGAGGCCCGAUCUGGAUGACCAUCAACUUUCUACUGAUGGAGUCUCUGCAGCGCUUUUAUCUCUUCUACGGCCACUCGCUACAAGUUGAAUGCCCAACAGGAUCAGGAGAUUACAUGCAUCUCGGCAAAGUCACCGAGGAGCUUCAACAUCGCCUUCAGCAUUUGUUUGCAAGAUCAGACGAUGGCAGGCGCCCCAUCAACUCUGGAAACGAUACACGCGACUUUGAUCCGCACUGGAAAGACUAUAUGUCUUUCUAUGAGUUCUUCGAUGGUGAUACAGGCCAGGGACUGGGAGCUAAUCAUCACUGCGGAUCAUCGAGUCUCAUCGCCAGGAUAAUCCACGACACGGGACUCCUUUGUCGCUUGCCUCAAACUCCUCGCACAGCAAGUGUUGGCAUGGAGCUUUACUUUGACGAGGUGUUUGGGAAGCCAAGAUACCGCCACCCGCGGUCAUCGUCUACACGAGCUUUUCAAAGUGAUCAGUAUUUCACCGAAGAGAGAGAAGAUGGAGACGAAGCUAUGGAGGUUAAUAAUUCUAAGAAGGCCGAGGCCAAUGCUCUUGUGGCCAAGUAUGUGUCCGAGCAGCUCGAGAAGGUCAAGAUUGGUGACUCUCCCCUGGAUAUCAAGGACGAGAUCGAGACAUGA
Molecule: messenger RNA, 4638 nt
Organism: Fusarium falciforme
Lineage: Eukaryota; Fungi; Ascomycota; Sordariomycetes; Hypocreales; Nectriaceae
Product: Glyco-hydro-63 domain-containing protein
Exons: 12
Coding region: 1-4638 (1545 amino acids)
Biological process (GO): carbohydrate metabolic process; branched-chain amino acid biosynthetic process
Cellular component (GO): mitochondrion
Molecular function (GO): dihydroxy-acid dehydratase activity
Source: RefSeq, a predicted model, not a curated record